This is a messenger RNA of Amoebophrya sp. A120, 1826 nucleotides long. The record is from the annotation of a GenBank genome assembly. Lineage: Eukaryota; Dinophyceae; Syndiniales; Amoebophryaceae.
GGACUAGCAGUGUAGAGCGGUUUUUCGCGAGGGAAGAAAAGAAGAUGGUAUUGAUCGACAGUCGUGAGUAGAACAUCGUCGCUCUAUUUCUCGUCACUUCAACAGACAAAAAGACCGCUUGCUCGUUGAUACAUAUGCUUCGUCUCGCUGAAAAAGAAGAAGAUCAAGAUUACGAAAGUCGCACGAAGAUCAGCAGAGGAACUACCGCAAAUACUUACGACGAAGACAGAGACCACAAUUCAUCUGACGUCGCACAGCUACCGAGUCAAUCGAAGAACCAUGCCACUUCGCCUGCCGCUGCUCUCCGUGAAGAUCUUGCUGGUGCAGUUCGCAGCACAGCAGCUGGACGGCAGCUAUUUCAUGCUCCACGUGGCCGCCAGGAGCAGGAUGUUGCGGCGGGAAGCAAAGCUGGUACCGGAUUCUGUUAUUGAACCUGAACAAAACAAAGAGAAAAACGGUGGCGACGAAACUGGUACGAAUAAUAAUGAACCAAACUACGUGCCAACAGAUGACUCCUCGCCGGGAAAGAGGUUUUCGUCCACAACAUCAUCCUCCUCGUCUUCUUCCUUCCUCUCGACCGCCGUUGCAGCAUCUUCGUAUCUGCCAAUCCCGAGCACCGUGAAGAUUCUGAUUCCGUCCUUUCUCCAGCUGCUUUCAUCAACUUCAUCCUUUGCAACAACGUCUGUUGCGGGCACGUCUACACCGGCGGAAAGUACUACUCCUACCAGCUCCACUGGUGACGCCUCGUCGUCUUCCACCUCCACCAGCAGCCUCCAGCUCGCCAAGACGGGUAGUACAACAACUCAGACCCCCGACAGUGGGGCGAGUGACGUGGAGAAAUCUACCGCGGCCUACAUCAACGCCGUUGGGACGCUGGAAGAGCACUACGAGGGCGAAGCACGGGAAGCCGCGAACGCGCAUCGGAUGCAGAAGGCGCUCACGGGAGAUUUGCUCGAGAACGCCAGUGCAGUGAAGAAAGCGGACGCCGAGUACCACCGGGAUUUGCACAAGGCCGCGGACCAGGCGAGACAGGUAAGUAUAGGCGUUUUUGCAUAAAGCUGCUUUCUAGGACCUGCACCUGUCGCAUCGCAAGUCGAAACAUAUUAUUGCUGAACGAAAAAAUAAAAAAACUACCAAAACACCAUUAUGACCAGCUGACGCAAGCCCUGUCCAACGACCAAGCAGCAUUUGCGGAGGCUACGAAAGCCUACUUGAGCGAGAACGACGCGGACGCUUUUUCGGACGAGGACUUUCUCGCGAGCACCGAGGGCUGGGACGAGGAGGAAAACAAAAACUCCCCGAGCACCGGCGGCGCGACAACUACUACCCCACCAGCGCCAGCGCAAGCACCAACGUCCUCGGCGUGAAUAAUGAAUGUACCUAUCGGCAGCUGCUCGGCAGUAGAUUUGGCACGAAGAUUAUGAUUGAACUGCCUGAUUCUACUAAAAUGUAACGACCAACUGUUCUUGUACCAAAUAAACUGUAAGAUUGAUACUGCAACUACCGAUAAACUGUUUGCUCCCAAAAAUGUACCUUGACAAGCUGAACUUAUCUCUGAUUCCGUUUUCAAUUUCAUUCGAAAGGAUGAUUUCUAAUCAUCCUUCCGCUUUGAAUUUCAUUCGAAAUCGCUAGUACGACGAAGGAGGAGAGGAUUCUUGGAAAAGAUUUUUCACGAUUCCGUAUAAUUGUAGCAUGUUCUCCUCCAUUCUCGGCAAGGUGUUGAAAAAGAGCAAUCAUUCGUGCCAGCAGAGAGCGACUCGUCGGAGUUCGAGGUGACGUCCGGUUGUGGAGAAGAUAAGCACUCACCUUGAGUUGGUGUAGUUGUG